Chelonia mydas (Green sea turtle) is the source of this 1442-nucleotide messenger RNA. Its product is annotated as killer cell lectin-like receptor subfamily F member 1. The transcript has 6 exons. Bases 264 to 998 code for a protein of 244 amino acids. The record is from RefSeq and is a predicted model, not a curated record. NCBI's taxonomy places the organism in Eukaryota, Metazoa, Chordata, Testudines, Cheloniidae.
UAUAGGAAAAAGCAAAACAAAAAAACCCACACCCUACGAAACCAAGACACUCUACUGCACAUUUCUCCCUCUGGGGAGGUGAUGAGAGAACAAACGUGACAGAUGUUAGUCACAUUGCUUAGUGCACUACUAGAAGUCUCACAGAUACUUAGAUGAUGAGCGUGGUGUAAGAUCCUGCAUAGAACAGAACAGAAAUAUGUUACUGUUCAGAAGAGGGCAGACAUACACAUGAGACUGCUCUUAGGCACAGAUCCCCCUUCUGUAUGCUCAGACCUUCCUCUGUACUUGCCAUGGCUGGAGAAAUAGUUUAUGCUGAUUUAAACAUUCCUGGAGCCAGUUCCUCUUCAAGGUCACCACAACGAUCUCAGCACCUCAGUUCCCCUCCGUGUCCCUGGUGGCAUCGCAUCGCUGUAGGGGUCGGAUGGACUGGGAACAUCGUCCUGACAAUAGCUGUGAUAGCACUGGGCGUUUGGGGAAAGACCAGAGGAACUCUGAAUACAUCGGAGAAUAAUGAAACCAGAAUCAACAGCAGCACUGCAUGCUCCUGCCCAGAUGAUUUCCGGUCUCACCUGAAACCAAUUCUUUGUGAACCCCACAAUGACAGCUUGGCAGAGGGAUCCAAGUGCAAACUCUGCCCCAGGGACUGGCUGCUGCUUGGGGACAAGUGCUACUGGCUGUCUAAAGAGAGUAAAGACUGGGCUGGGAGCCGUGACGACUGCUUGUGGAAGAGCUCUCACAUGCUCGUGAUCCAGAACUGGGAGGAGAUGGCUUCCAUACAGAAUGUUACACAAGGUGUAAAUUGUGCCUGGAUUGGACUUAAAGUGACACCCCCAGGGGGGAAAUGGACCUGGGUGGACGGUUCCCCAUUAGAUCCAAUGCUCUUCUCAGGCUCAACUGAUGGGAACAGCUGCGGUUGUAUAAAAGGCACCCAGAUUCUGUCUGAGACGUGUUCUGCUGUGCUCAAAUGGAUCUGCCAGAAAGAAGCUGCUGUGAUAUAAACAAUUGGGCUGAGGAUCUUUAUUUGUGUAUCUGUAACAUGAAAUACUGGUGUUUAGGCUCCCGGGGCGGGAUUGUGGCUUUAGGCGGAGCUCUAAGCCAGGGCAGAGCAGAACCCCAGGAGGGACUGGGACUCAGGUACACCUCACAGUCACAGUUCCUCCCCUCGGUCCUUCUUUCUGGUUUGGGGUGUUGAGUUGUAAUUUAUAACUGUCCUAAACCUGGAAGAAAUUACUAACCCGUGAUGCUUCCCAGGGCAGUGAGGCAUCUCGUGACCAGAGGUGAACGUAAGCCAGUACGGGCUGGUACGGCAUACCGGUAAGAAAGUGGCUGCUGGUACGGGUCGGUACACAGCACUGCGGCAGUGCUUUAAGCACCGUAUCGGCAGGGCUGCUGAUGUGGGGCGGGGCAAAAGGGGCAGCUGCCCCAGGGCCUGGCAAUUUAAA